AUGUCAAAAGAGAGUAACAGAGCCAAGUUUGUCGCCGAAUUCCCAGAAUUGGUCAAGGAAUUGAAAUCCGUCCUAACGGGCUAUGGUAUGCCUGCCGAGGCCGUUAAAUGGUACGAGGAUUCGUUGAACUAUAACACCCCUGGUGGUAAAUUGAACAGAGGUUUGUCUGUCGUUGACACCUAUGCCAUUCUCAAGGGUUAUGCUUCUGUUGACGAUUUGCCGGUCGAAGUUUACAAGAAAGUGGCUCUUCUAGGUUGGUGUAUUGAGCUUUUGCAAGCCUACUUUUUGGUGGCUGACGAUAUGAUGGACCAGUCAAUCACUAGAAGAGGUCAACCUUGCUGGUACCGUGUCAAGGAAGUCGGUGACAUUGCGAUUAACGAUGCCUUCAUGCUUGAGGGUGCAAUCUACGUUCUGUUGAAGAAACAUUUCAGACAAGAGCCUUACUAUGUGGAUCUAAUUGAAUUGUUCCACGAUGUUACUUUCCAAACCGAGCUAGGUCAAUUGCUAGACUUGAUCACUGCUCCCGAAGAUAAAGUGGACCUCUCAAAGUUUUCUUUGGAGAAACAUUCCUUUAUCGUUACUUUCAAGACUGCCUACUACUCCUUUUACUUGCCCGUUGCACUUGCGAUGUACGUUGCAGGUAUCAGCGACCCCAAGGACUUGCAACAGGCUCACGAUGUGCUAAUCCCAUUGGGUGAGUACUUUCAAAUCCAGGACGACUAUCUUGACUGUUUUGGUACCGCCGAGCAGAUUGGUAAGAUCGGUACCGAUAUCCAGGACAACAAGUGCUCUUGGGUGGUCAACAAAGCCCUACAACUGGCCUCUCCCGAGCAAAGAAAACUGCUCGAUGAGAACUACGGUAAGAAGGAUGCCGAAUGCGAAGCCCGCUGCAAGAAGUUGUUCCACGACCUUGACAUUCAAAAGCACUACCAGGCUUACGAGGAGAAGGUUGCUCAAGAUCUAAGAGCGAAGAUCGCCCAAACAGACGAGUCUCGUGGUUUCCGUGCUCAAGUGCUCACUGCCUUCCUCAACAAGGUCUACAAGAGAAGUAAGUAG
Molecule: messenger RNA, 1056 nt
Organism: Torulaspora delbrueckii
Lineage: Eukaryota; Fungi; Ascomycota; Saccharomycetes; Saccharomycetales; Saccharomycetaceae
Gene: ERG20
Product: bifunctional (2E,6E)-farnesyl diphosphate synthase/dimethylallyltranstransferase
Exons: 1
Coding region: 1-1056 (351 amino acids)
Biological process (GO): trans, trans-farnesyl diphosphate biosynthetic process
Cellular component (GO): cytoplasm
Molecular function (GO): dimethylallyltranstransferase activity; (2E,6E)-farnesyl diphosphate synthase activity
Source: RefSeq, a predicted model, not a curated record